Messenger RNA from Cucurbita maxima (winter squash), 1840 nucleotides. Its product is annotated as novel plant SNARE 11-like. The transcript has 8 exons. Gene Ontology annotation, cellular component: SNARE complex; Golgi apparatus; late endosome membrane. Lineage: Eukaryota; Viridiplantae; Streptophyta; Magnoliopsida; Cucurbitales; Cucurbitaceae. Gene Ontology annotation, biological process: vesicle fusion; retrograde vesicle-mediated transport, Golgi to endoplasmic reticulum. The record is from RefSeq and is a predicted model, not a curated record. Gene Ontology annotation, molecular function: SNARE binding; SNAP receptor activity. The coding region runs from base 709 to 1503 and encodes 264 amino acids.
CUCUGUUUUCUUGAGAUACAAACCCCUCUCGAUCUCCAUCUCCCCCUCAGCCUCUUCUUCCCCUUCGCCUCUGUAAACCCAAAAACCUUCAACUCCUUACAAAAAAAAAAAAAACUAGUAAAAAUCCCCAUUCUAUAUUAUAUUCUUUUCUAGAUCUUAGAAGCCUAUAAACACAAUAAAAUUCAAGUUUUCUGUACUUUAUUUGAAGGUUUUUGUGUUAAUCACGAGGUGGAGCUGUUUUGUUUUUUGUGUGUUCAAUUUCAAGGGGAAGAAUCUGAAAGGAUUUGGUUGUUGGGGUUUUUUUUUUAGAUCGCCUUCUUCGCCUGCAUUGUUCAGAUCUAUCUGAAUUCGGCUUCAGAUUUUUUCUGGGUUUAUUCGCAUCUGUUUGUUUGAAUCUGUUGAUCGAUGCUUCGAAGUUUUCGUCUCGUUUUUUCAACUGGGGUUUUGAUCGAGAUGAUGAAUGCAUGAGAAAUUGAUGAUCUGAUUGAAUUCGUUUGUGAUUUUUGAUUCGCAUUGGCAUUUAUUUGUUGGGGGAUUUUCGCCAUUGUUCCCGAUCAAUCCGAUUCUGAGAGAUUCACGAGGUGGGGGCUAAGAUCUCGAAGAUCUUUGAAGAUUUUGGCACUUGUAAUGAUUGUAAUGUGCCCUUAUUUCUGAGGAGGACAAGAAUCUGUGCAUUUUGUUCGUUUGAGGGCUGAAUUUGAAUUGAAGAUGGAUGAUAAUUUAUCUUCGAUCAGCGAGGAGCUUGCAGAUAUCGAGGGGAAAAUCAAUGACAUCUUUCGAGCUUUGUCAAAUGGGUUUCAGAAGUUGGAGAAGAUCAAGGACUCAAAUAGGAAGAGUAGACAAUUGGAAGAAUUGACAGAUAAGAUGCGUGAUUGUAAGAGGCUUAUUAAAGAGUUUGACAGAGAAGUCAAGGAUUUGGAAGGCGGGAAUGACUCGAACACUAAUAAAAUGCUGAGUGAGAAAAAGCAGUCUAUGAUCAAAGAAUUGAACUCAUAUGUUGCCCUUAAAAAGCAGCAUGCAAGCAAUCUUGGAAACAAGCGUAUCGAUCUUUUUGAUGGUCCUGGUGAAAGUUAUGGGGAAGAUAAUGUGUUGCUAGCUUCAAACAUGACAAAUCAGCAACUGAUUGAUAGUGGAAACAGGAUGAUGGAUGAGACUGAUGAAGCAAUUGAGAGGUCAAAAAAGGUCGUGCAAGAGACGGUAAACGUGGGAACAGAGACAGCAGCAGCACUGAAGGCACAGACGGAGCAAAUGAGCAGGAUAGUAAACGAGCUUGACUCCAUACAUUUCUCACUGAAGAAAGCCUCGAAACUGGUGAAGGAACUCGGUCGACAAAUCGCGACUGAUAAAUGUAUAAUGGCCCUCCUCUUCAUCAUUGUCAUUGGUGUCAUUGCCAUCAUCAUUGUCAAGCUGGUGAAUCCAAAUAACAAGGACAUUCAGGACAUCCCAGGGCUGGCACCGCCCGUCCAGAGUCAGAGUCGGAGACUGCUAUGGAAUUCCAGUUAAAAACCCGAGUUACAAAAGAGAAUCAUCAUCCAUAUCUUGAAACUCGCUUACUCUUCUGGGAUUGCUCUGAUGGGCUGAAUGAUGGAAAGAAGGGAAGGGAUUGGCCAUUCUUCAUUCAAACAUAAGCAAAAGGUGGGGGGACAGCUUAGCCAGGUUCCUUCAUACACCUAUCCAAAUUCAAAAUGAUUACCCCUUGACUUCAAAGCUACAAAUUGUAUUCACUUUCACUGGGUCCUGUCCUGUCCUGAGAUUUUACUGAUUUUUAUGUCUUGAAUAAUCUUAAUCACUCAUAUAUUGUAUCAUUUUGCAUUCAUGUUUGGGGAGUCAUUACUAUUUA